AUGUCGAACUUGCUCUCCAAGAAAUCUUGGCAUGUUCAAUCAGCUCGGAAUCGUGAAAGGGUGAGACGAGAUGAAGAAAAGGACAAGGAAAAACGUCAGUAUGAGGAGAAGAAGAGAAAAAAGGACGAGUCUCAACAAGCUCUAGAAUCUUUCAAGAGGGUAAAACCAUCCAUUUCUGAUCAUCAACAGCUGAGUGUGGUUGAUCUUUCCAGCAAUUUGAUUCAAACAAACUCCGAAGUAGAGGACAAAAUCUUAUCCUCUUCAAAACAAGUUGUUGAAGGAGUAUCAUUCAAAAGUGCUCUCAAAUAUGACCAUCAAUCACGUUUUCAUAAAGUAGUGAACAAUAGCAAGAACAACACCAGUCCUCCCAUUCCUUCCGAAAAGAAACAUGUUGCACCCACUGAAAAAGACACGACAGAAAAGAAGAAAGAGUCAAAGCUUCCACCUCCUUCAAUGGAUGACCUUCUCAAAGAAUAUCAAGCUCGGAAUGCAAUCGAAACAGCAAAAACAAAAGCCCUACUGGAACAAUCAAAGAAAAACAAAAAAUGA
This is a messenger RNA of Naegleria fowleri, 549 nucleotides long. RefSeq lists its product as uncharacterized. The record is from RefSeq and is a predicted model, not a curated record. The transcript has a single exon. Lineage: Eukaryota; Heterolobosea; Eutetramitea; Acrasida; Naegleriidae. The coding region runs from base 1 to 549 and encodes 182 amino acids.